Hippopotamus amphibius kiboko is the source of this 15678-nucleotide messenger RNA. RefSeq names its product O-sialoglycoprotein endopeptidase like 1 (gene OSGEPL1). Gene Ontology annotation, biological process: tRNA threonylcarbamoyladenosine modification. Lineage: Eukaryota; Metazoa; Chordata; Mammalia; Artiodactyla; Hippopotamidae. Gene Ontology annotation, cellular component: mitochondrion. The coding region runs from base 1288 to 2532 and encodes 414 amino acids. The transcript has 7 exons. The record is from RefSeq and is a predicted model, not a curated record.
CGGGCCUUCUUGCGGCUAGGAAAGGGCAGUGGAUCGGCUUUGCUGCGGAAAGGAGACGAGUACUAGCUACUGUUCACGAGGAAGGAGGGUGAAAUGGCUCAGCCCUCUGUGCAUUGAUGCUUUCGCGCGCCUGGAAAAGCGGUUCCAGUCAGAGUCCUUCGCCUUCUUAGAGCAGACAGAGACCAGCGCAGGCCAAGUGCCCACGGUUCACUUGGGAUCCUUCUUGGCCGGAACGAGAAGGGCUUCGCACAAGCUUCCUUGGCUGGAUUUAGUGACCCUAAAUCUCAUUUCUUGCGGCGCGUCUGGUGGGGCUGCACCCUCCGCAGCUGUCCUCUGUGAAUAGGUCGCUCACCUCUAAUCUCUGGAUGCCCCCUGCUCCUGUGGAACAAUUCAAGUUCCAACAUCAUCCGCUUUUUCCCGUUGUGUCCAUUAGUGUGAUAGGGAAAGAGCCUACUUAAAUAUCUAGAAGGUUUUAGAACAAGCGAUUUGGGGGGUAUGAGACUAGAUACCUGGCAGUGUGAGAAAACCAGGGUGCUUUAAUGAUGGACUGUUGUUAUUGGGGGAAAAGAGGAAUUGGAGAGCUGCCUGUUAUGAUAAACCUGUGGCAAAAAUGGAGAUUUAAUUCGAAAAAUUGUAAUUAAUGGAUAAAAUAGGUAUUAGGUUAUGGUGGUUUUAGUUGAGAUGUUCUUUUAAGAUGAGCUUUAUGAGAACACUUGUUUCUAAACUUAGACUACUAAAUCUUAUUUUGUGUUUUAUGUUGGAUCUCUGCUUUCCAACCAGAUGAUUAAAUUUUUCUUUUGAAAGAUGUUUCCAGGAAAUGGAAUGCAUUGAUUUGCAUCAGUUCCAUUUUGCCCUUAUUGUUUGAUUUUUUUUAAAACCACAUUUUGUCUUAAUUUUAGCUAUAAAAAAAUAAAUAGCACUUUCCAAAGGACUAUACAUGCAGCUGUUGCACUGUAAUAUUAGCUGUUUUAUAAAGAAUAAUCAAUAGUUUGGUAAGAACAGCAUACAAGUAAUAGUAAUACUAAAAAUUUUAUAUCUAACUUAUCGUUUUCCCUCUUAAAGAGCAUUUUAUUCAUUUAUACUCUUAUUUAUAUUAACUGAUUUCUACAGCCUUUAAAAUUUUUUGCUAACGUUUACAAAACUUUCCUAAAUUUUAUAAAACUAUAUAUUGAAAAAUAAACCAAGUUUUCAGAAUUUUACUUUACUGAAUGGGCUAGUGGCUAAUGUCAGUUCCAAAUAAUAGUUUGUUUCUUUAAUUCUUUUCCAGGAAUUAUCAAUACAGUAAAUAUGCUAAUAUUGAACAAGACAGCAGGAGUUUUUUCUAAACCAUCAAAAAGGAAAAUGUAUGAAUUUCUAAGAAGUUGUAAUUUUCAUCCUGGAAAACUAUAUCUUCAUAACCUAGUACUGGGAAUUGAAACCAGUUGUGAUGAUACAGCAGCUGCUGUGGUGGAUGAAACCGGAAAUAUUUUGGGAGAAGCAAUACAUUCCCAAACCGAAGUUCAUUUAAAAACAGGUGGGAUUAUUCCUCCAGUAGCUCAACAGCUUCACAGAGAAAAUAUUCAACGCAUAGUGCAAGAAGCGCUCUCUGCCAGUAAAGUCUCUCCAAGUGAACUUUCAGCAAUUGCAACUACCAUAAAACCAGGACUUGCUUUAAGCUUGGGCGUAGGCCUAUCAUUUAGUUUACAACUGGUAGACCAGUUGAAAAAGCCCUUCAUUCCCAUUCAUCAUAUGGAAGCUCAUGCACUUACUAUUAGGUUGACCAAUAAAGUAGAAUUUCCUUUUUUAGUUCUUUUGAUUUCUGGAGGUCAUUGUCUUUUGGCAUUAGUUCGAGGAGUUUCAGAUUUUCUGCUUCUUGGAAAGUCUUUGGACAUAGCACCAGGUGACAUGCUUGACAAGGUAGCAAGAAGACUUUCUUUAAUAAAACAUCCAGAGUGCUCCACCAUGAGUGGUGGGAAGGCUAUAGAGCAUUUGGCCAAACAGGGAAAUAAACUGCAUUUUGAUUUCAAACCUCCCAUGCAACGUGCUAAAAAUUGUGAUUUUUCUUUUUCUGGACUUCAUCAUGUUGUUGAUAAGAUGAUAAUGCAAAAGGAAAAAGAGGAAGGUAUUGAGAACGGGCAAAUCCUGUCUUCAGCUGCAGAUAUUGCUGCUGCAGUACAGCAUACAGUAGCCUGCCACAUUGCAAAAAGAACACAUCGUGCUAUUCUAUUUUGCAAGCAGAGAGACUUGUUAUGUCAAAGUAAGGCAGUACUGGUUGUAUCUGGAGGCGUUGCAAGUAACUUAUAUAUCCGAAAAGCUCUGGAAAUUGUGACAAAUGCAACACAAUGCACUUUGCUGUGUCCUCCUCCCAGACUGUGCACUGACAACGGCAUUAUGAUUGCAUGGAAUGGUGUUGAAAGACUGCGUUCUGGCUUGGGCGUUUUACACAACCCAGAAGGCAUCCGCUAUGAACCAAAAUGUCCUCUUGGAGUAGAUAUAUCAAAAGAAGUUGGAGAAGCUGCCAUAAAAGUACCACGAUUAAAAAUGAAGAUUUGAUUUUUGCUUUUCAAAAAAAAUCCCUAAAGGUAGUAAUAAAGUUUUUAUUUUUUGUAUAUCAAAUAUACAAUAUUAAUUGUUCAUCAAGACUUUCUUUGUUAUCCUUUUACUUAUGCUUGAUGUUUAACCUGCUCUUCUGAGAGACUAUAGUAAUAUGUUAUAGUUGUAUAAUAGAGUAUAGGGUUUUUUUUUAUUAUCAAAAACCAAAAUAAAACAUCUUGUGGGGAAAAGAAUGUACUGAUGUUGGCAAGUAGAAAGAAAAACCUUGGGGAAAAUAUAGCGAUUCUGCUAAAUCCUGCCCCCAUAUUAUACGGGCAUAGAUCUUUUCCCCCCUUUCUCAUAGCAGGAUAGUAGAAGCUCCUACUGAAACAUUAGCCUGACUUUUCUAAUGAGAGAGCAAUUUUAGAAGGGUAGCCAGGUCAAAGUCAUGUCAGCUGAGAACAAAACAAAAGAAUAUAUGUUAGUAAUUAUAAAAAUAUAUAUUAUUGUGUAUCUUCUCUGGAGCAAAUGGAUUUCUAUACAUUUCUUAAAAUCUGAGAUUUUAAGAAAUAUGAUAUGCAAGCAAUCCCUUAAGUAUAUAUUGUGCUUUUUAGUUGGCCACAUAUAUUCACAUUCAUUAUUUUAGAAAGUAUUUUUAAUCAGUGAAAAUAUAUAAAGUGAAAAGGGUUUUGUUUUAUUUUUGGAUAUCUUUUGAAUCUGAACUUUUACUGCAGAUAUCAUAACAGUUCAUGACUUUGUUUCUGCCCAGAUUAAAAUAACUGAAUGUACUGUCCUUUGAAUAUAAGGAUGAUGCUACUAACUAUUUAAUGUCCUUUGAGGGAUUUUGCUAGUAGAGAUUUAUGUUACACCAGCCAUACUGGAUCAACUUGUUAACUUUCUAAUUAGUGACUUGCUUUAUUGAGAAACUAGAGGGUAAGGAUAAAAAUCUAGAAUGAAAAGGCUUCUUAUUUUAAUCCUUCCUUAAGGUGACCUUCCUUUUGGGAAAUUCCAUAAGUAAUUCUUUUUUCUAGAAUUCUGAUCAUAGAAUAUUGCUUUAUGAUCCUCCAUUUUAUCCUGGAAAUAGAAAAUAUAAUUUAUAUGAGAGAACAUAUAGAAAUAGCAACAUUUAUAAAGCUUACAUUCUUUGAUGCUGAGGUAUAGGUAUGAUAGAAUUGGCUUGUAACUAUCAUGUAGAAGAAACUAUUAGUUUGUGAAUUCACCUUUUACAUUUGAAUUUGUAUUCUGUAUCAUGUGAAUCUGAAUACCCAGGGAGAAAGUGUAUUUCCUGUGGCUGUUACAGUAAGAGUGCAUAUAAACUAUGGAAGAAAACUGAACAAAAUUUUUCCCAUCAUCACAGAUUUUAUAAAAUAGGAAUUAAAAUUUCAAAGUAUCAAAAAUAUUACAGAUGCUACAAACACACAUGUCAAAAUUGAGUUCAUGAUAUAAUAAGGUAAACUACUGAUAAAGAAAACAAGCAUAUUCUGGAAGCAUUCCAUAUCUUUAGGUCUUUAAGUAUUUAACCAGAAGGAAGGAAGAGAAAGAAGAAAGAGAGAUGGGAAGGAAAAGGAAGGGAAAACACUGAACUCUAUAUUGGCAAGCAUAUGUGCCAAAGUUAGCUUAUAGUACAGGUAACAGGCAGGCAAUUUGCUGAAACUAUCUAUAUAUUGAGGCCUUUCUCAUCUUAUAUAUAAUUUUUAAAAAUAAAAAGAAAAUGCAGGGUAAUAAAAGCAAUCUGUACAAAAGCAAUCUGUACUUUGGGGCCGUACUUAAGGAGAAAUACUGUAAAGUUUUAAGCGUGGUAGGAUGGUCCGGCUAGGCCAAGAUACUCAGGAAAUGUCUGUGUUACUGAAUGCAGAAAAUCCGUGAUCCUUAAUUCUGAAACCACCUGAAGCUAGUUUCAAAGCUCAAAGUUUGCUCUCUAAAGGCUUUUUUUUUUAAUGUCUACAGAGGCUUAAUGUUUCCAUUUAUAUGAAUUCUUAACAGUGUUGAAUAAAUGACACAGGUUUUUAUCAUUUGAAUUAUUUAUCCCUUUCUAGUAUAAAAUAUGCCAUUCUCCCCAGAAUUCCUAUAUUUAGUCUCUCCACCAGGAAGUUGUGACUCAGAGCUAUUAAGAUAAUUUUGAAUUGAAUUUGAAGAGCUUUUCUUAUGCAGUGGUUAAGAGCACAGGCUUUGGACUGUGGCACACAGAAACCCCUAAGUACCUGUAGCUACAAUCACCACCAACAUUAUUGUUAUGUUAAGGCAUGUUGGAGAAAAUAACUGUUAAUUAAUAUAUAUGUUCAAUGCAGCCCAGGUAGACUAUAGAGACAAUUGAGCACAGUGGACAGAGAAAAGGGGGGCUCUUUAAAGGACCUACUCAAAUCUAGUUAGCUUUUAUGUUAAAUCUAUUUGCUGCUGUAAAAUAUGAGAAGCAGACAUACAUCAAAACUUGCACCUACUGGAAACAGUACUCUUUGGGCAAAGACAUCAUGUGAUUCUAAGCCACAAAGAAUAUCACCUAUUCCAGCUGCAAACCAAAGAUACUCUAUACAUGUGGACAGUGGUCAACAGUGGUGGCCAUGCUUUUUUGCCAUACUUUUGUGCUUGAUGGGAAAUGAUUACAGAUUUUUUUUUAGUAAAAUGUUUUUUAAAGUAUAUAUUUCAGAUUUUAGAAGACAUGCAUCUGUAGUAUUUAUCAUUAAAUAUCUUAAGGUAGUACAGUGAGUGUUAAUGUGUGGGCUACUUUGAAUCAGGCCUUUUUAGCCCAGCAUACCAAUUUAAAAAUGUGUCAGACACUUGAUAUAUAUACCAAUUGUGCCACUUGUGUCAGUUGCUAUAUCUUAGUAGUUUAAAGUGCAGACAUUCUGUUAUAGAAAAUUCUACUUAUUUUUUGAAACCGUAACUCUGACCUGAUGUUAAAUUGCAGUAGACAUGCUAAGGAAAGUUUAAGUAUCAAUAUCAAGAACUUCCGUUCAAAAAGGUUACUCAGUUAUGUAUAUUUUACCAUAAUUAAAAAUAAAAAAAUUUAAAAGACUGUUCAGGAAUCCUUUUACACUGAAAUGCUUUUAUUAGCCUUCUGCAGGCUCCAGAUUAGCUUUCUGUACAUGUUUCCCAAGUUGACUCAAAACCACUAUUCUUGGUCUUGAUACAGUUAUGAUAUCUGAUGAAAUUGCAGAUGAAAAGGAAAAAAUAUUAUGAGAAACAGUAGUCUUUUUUGUUGUUUUGAAGAGUCCCAUGAAGUUAGUUACAGGAGGUAUGAAAGUCAAAGAAUCUCUUGGUUGAAUUUUGGGUUUUAAUUUUCUUCGGUGCUCUUUCCCUAAAAAUUAGAGAGCCACAAUUAAGUGCCUCUUUCUUAAGCCUUAAGAGCCCUAGGCAUAGUCUCAUUGCUUCUAUUUCUAUAUAUUUCUGUUUUCUUCACAACACUAAAACAUACUAAGAGAACAGAUCAGUAGCUUCCAGACUUUUAGAUGCUGGAGUGCAAAAAUUUGUAGGAAUCAAUAUAUGGUUCCCAACUUUUUAUUAUGCCACGUUGGCACUAAUGGAAGCACAAAUGCCAGCUACUUUAAACAUCAUUUUGUAAAAGAAGGGAUAUUUUAAUGUCAAAAGAAAGGCAUUAUCUCAAAAUGGAGGACUUUAUGUGAAUGAAAUUAACAUGAUCAGAAACUUGAUUAUCCUUAUUUUUUCUUGUUACCACAAACCUGUGAAAACUUUAUCAGACUGUUACUGAUAUACAUAUCGUUAUUCACAAACCAAUAUUAAAAUGAAGGAAUAAUGGAACUGACUUUAUUCUUUUAUGUAAAUUACUCUUAUACUAAAGAAGUUAUACAAAAACCAGACAUUCUUUUACCCAUGAUAUUCAGAAAUAUAGCUCCCACACAUACCUAGCUUCCCCCAGAUACUCCCUGAAUAAAUGAAGUUCUUUCCUCUCCUUUGCUUUUCCUAUUCUCUUUCUAUUUGUGACUCCAGCAAAGUGAUCUUGAUUUCAGAAGGUUCUAUUUUUGCUUUUGACAGUAAAAUAAUAUUCCAAGUAAGGCUGAUUUUGGUCCUACACUAAGCACACAUGAACAAGCACUAAGCAUAUACAUAAAAUCAGUAAGUAAUUUAUUUUCCCUAUUACAUGUCUAAUAGGAAUUGAUGAGUAACAGUAUAAGAUCUGAACUCUGAUCUCACAGGCCUAGGCCACUCAGCCAUCAUCUACCAACUCUGUAUAAAACUCUACAUAGUAUCAAUGGAAGCAAUGUGGUCUGUGCCCUAAGAACUUAUAAGAUAGACAAGUGAUACAUGAAACAGAAUAAUAGCAGUCGUAAUUAAAGUCAUACUUACAUGUUGGUUCAAUAAUGACAUUACUAUGCAUGCUUAUGAGGAAAAGCAAAGAGGGAUUUCUGUCAAGUGACAUUAGUAGAGAAGCUUUAAAAGAAAUGAUUAACAUGAGCUUGUAAAUGGGAAGAUAUUUUAGGUACAUAGAAUUAGAAAAGCAGUUUACAAGUAAACUUUUUUGGUAGUCUCUACAUUUCAAAUUCUUAGAAAUGAAUAAUUGUAAAGUGUCAGGCCUAGAAAAUAUCUCAGAGAUAAAAGAAAAAUCAAUUACCUUUUUUAAAGACAGGAAUUAUGGAUGGUCCUCCAUUUUUCUCCAGACUAAAAAGAAAACAUUUUUAUCACAAAAACUAGAAAUAUAUAAAGACUUAGUACACUCAGGUACCAUGUUCAGUGCGUAAUGGUCUAAUUUAUACAUGUGACCUGUACUAACUAUGCAUGUUACCUGUAGGUAUUUUAUAUUCUGUCACUCAUUUACUCACUUAUCACCCAAAACAUUUGGGAGAGUAAAUCUGCUUGGAGUGAUCAGGGAAAGCUUCAUGGAAGAAGAGACACUUUAGCUAGGUUUUGAAGAAAAUAGAUCUUUAAAAUGGAUGAGGUGGGGGGGGAGGGUAUUCCAGAUAUAGGGAAUAGGAUAUGAAAAAUUACAAUACUAUAAAACAAUGACAUGUUCAAAGGGCACUAAGUAGUCUGGUGUGAUUGGAAUUAAAGGUAUCUGGAGACAUGAUGGGAGAUAAGGUUGGAGAAUAAAGAUCAGGGCAUUUUAUGUAUUAAGAAUAAGAGAAAAUUUAAACUUCAUUUUCAAAGCAAUGGGAUACCAAUGAAGUGUUUCAAGCCAAAGAAUAACAAGGUAUACCUAAGUUAAUAUGAUGUGUGUGGCUUUAAAAGAAGUGUUAUUUUAAUCACCAUCCUGUACAUGUAACAUCUAAAUAUGGUAUUACAAAAUUUCCCUGGUAAUAAAAUGUAAAUCUUGAUUAAAGUUAAAAUAUUAAAACUGCUUAUUACAAACAUGCUCCUGGUUAAUUUGAUGAGGAACAUUUGCUGUCAACUUUAAUGAGCACAGGCUCCAAUCCGUUUAGUAUGCCAACUUCAUGGCUAUAAGGUAACAUGAAACUAGCUAAUGUUAGGCUCAGAUUACUUUCGUGCAGAGUCAGUUAAUAAAAUCAUGGCUCUCUACAUACUUCAAAAUUUAUACAUCCAAAAACUCGUCUAAUCUGCCAUUCUUGUGGCUGAAUAGGGGUGUGGGAAUAGAGAAGUGGUAUAUACUCCAACAAAACAAUGCUGUUGUGAUCCCAACGGAAAUCAAUCUACUUUGUUUCCAGUAGUUGUAUCAAGGAAUAUCAUGUGGAACUUAAUAAUCUUUUAGUGCAUUUCCCAUAGUUUCAUUUAAAUCAAAUUCCUUUACGGGAUUGUUACGAAAAUUAAAGGGAAUAGUCUAUAUAAAUGCUCUGAGUGCACAGAACUAUUAUUAGUUAUGGGGGAAAUUAUUUGCUCACCAGUUCCACCUCACUUGGUAGCCAUUCCUAUAAGUUUACUGACCACUUGUUACUGCUUGUAAUCCUGCAAGUUGAGUGUUCACAACUCCAGAGAGUGCCAUUCACCUCACAGUCAUUGUAGAUUUGUAUAGUUACUACACCCACUUUCCAGGGAAUGGCAGUAAAGUGUACUGAGGAAGGGGCAUCUUUUUCUGAUUGCCAAAAAGUUGCCAUAUGGGCUAGCUGUGGGAGUGACUGUAAAAUAAUGCUUCCAUUAUUUAAACUAAAUUAAUUGUUUAUUAUUAAUUAGUAAAUUUUUUUUAACAUUGUCAAUUAAAGCAAUUGUAAUUUAGUUUUCCCUGGCUUAUUAUAUAAAAUUAGAUAAUCAGUUUGGGGUUUUCAGUUUUUCAAAGAAUUCAAAUUAAAGUAACUGAAGAUAUACUCAUUUUUCUCUAAAAUCGAUUUAUAGAACCAUGAUACGCUAUUGGGUCCUAUUCUCUUCUGUUAUUGUAGAGUUAAUAAUAUAUCUUGAAUAGUUCUGUUUCCUAUAUGUAAAUAGCAUUAUUUGCAGAGAGUUGUAAUUCAGCUACAAUUACAGAAAAAGAGAAAAUAUGCCCAUUGUAAGAAGAUUCUCCUCUCCUCUCUUUUUUUCAGAAACUUAAGUUCAUGAUAGAACUACAACACUGAGGCAAAAUCCUCUAAAUAAAUGCCUGGCAAUCUUUGCUAUAACUUCAGCCACCAGGUCUGAUUUAGCCCUGUUUCUGCCCUGGGAAUUUGGCCUAGCUUUGGAUCAAGUCUAAAAGUCCCAUUUGAUGCCAAGGUCAGAGUGUCAUUCCUUGUUGCCUCAGAGCUCUCAAAUGUAUCCCAGUCUACCAAAAAAUGGCUUCCUGGAUCAAACUUGGAGGCAACCAAUCUUCCAAAAACUUUUCUGAAAGGUGGAUGAAUAAUCCUGGCCAGGCAGGAUCCCCCUGGUUGUAUUUUUGUCUAUACUCACAAUUCUGUUGCUAAGUUGGAAUUAAAACAGGCUUUGGCAAUGGACAUUUAGAAUGAAAUUUAUCCUUUGUUAUACAAUGCAUAGUUUCAUAUCAAGAAUAGUUCCCCGUGUUUGUUCUUCCUUAAACUUCCUUAAAAAUUCCUCUCAGUAAUUUCAGUACUGCAACUUCAAAGACAGGAACAAUACCUUAAGGAAGGAAGUCCCACUUUUUGUUGCAUUUGAAAUUCCUUUAAAAAUGCUGGGUUUAUACUUGCAUCUCUGCUGAUAUUAUUUGUUAUACGAAGGAACUGAUUAGGCUUAUUCCUGCAUUCCUUUAAUAAGGUUCGGAAAGCAUUUGCAUUGUAAGUUAAAUAGCCAAGAGCACUGGAGCAAGCCACGCGAACCUAAAUGAAGAAGAAAGAAGUUCUCCUUAACCACUGAGCUUUGUUCUAUUUUAAUCUAACCUAGCGCUCUCAUUAAAUAUUUCAUAGGAAAGUCUCUGUAGCUAUGUAUAGCACAUGUGUAUGUCAGAUGAUGGCAAUCUACAGGUGGAAGCCUAGCAGCCAUAUUUUUAGGGAGGGCUGUCAAUUGCCAUUGAUUUCUAGUAGUUGUUCUCAGUCCCGACUGCAUUUUAAAAUCACCAGGAGUUUAAAAAAAUUUAAAAAGCCCAGCAACUAAAUACAGACUCUCUCAGUAGAAUCUAGCACUGUGUGUUGUUUUUAAAGUGCCACAGGUGAUUCUAAUAGGCAGCCUGAGUAAGAACCUUUGAGUUUGAACUAACACAGUAGGUUUUAAUCUUCACUGUGCAUUGGAAUCACCUGGAUAGCUAGGAAAAUCAUGUCUAUUCCACCCCUAGAAUCUGAUUUAAUUACUUUGGCGGUGCAUUGAACUGAACAUUGGGACUUUUCAAAACUGCACUGAUUGUAACAUAGGAAGCCAGGUAAGAGACUAUAGCAUAAAAUUAAGUUAAAAAUAUGCCGCUCAGGGAAACAACUCAAUUUUCCACUGGGAAAACCAAAGAAACAAGCACAAGUAUUAGGCCAUGGGACUCCAGAAAAAGUAAUUCUUCUUUGAAGGAAAUACCUUCUGCAUUUGACUGAAGUAAUCAGGUUGCUAAUACGAGGGUGAGUCAAAAAUUACUGCACUCUGGCUGUAGAAUUUAUGGAAGUUUUAAUACAACCAGAAUGCCAAUGAUUUUUGACUUACACUCGUAUAAUUAAGAAAAGUAUAUUCCUGGGAAGCUCUUAGGAAUAAGAAAUGCCAAAAACAAAUGAACAUAAACCAGGCCCAUGCAGGGUACCAGAAGGUUGACUUAUUGGUCUUUACAUUGGCAUCUGACUGCUGUAUAUGCCCAAAAUUCUUCCACGCCUUGAACACUGGUUCUGGACCAGCAGCCUUAGCUUCUGGGAACUUUUUUAAAAUGCACAUGUAGGGCCUACACCAAGUGUAUUAGAUCAAAAACUUUGAGAAUGGAGCCUAGCAGUCUAUAGUGUAACAAGUCCUCCAGGUGAUUCCCUUGUACCCUAAAGUUGGAGCCUUAGACCCUGUGGGAAAAGCAAAGGAAACAGAGGCAAAACACUACUAUGGCCAGCCUGGUCUUCACGUACCCUCACUCUAACGCUGUUUGGAAGGUAAGGAAAACUUUCCAAUGGAUUCCACUUUCAUUUAUUAUAAAUAAUCAUAGAAAUGACUUCGUGAUUUUAAUUACAAAAUAUAAAAUAUUUUAUCAAUAUUUAUAAAUUUCUGUAUCAUCCAUGUAUUUAUUUGUAGACUGACUCUUAAAGAUUGAAGUUAAAACGAAUGUGCAUGUUUUGUGGAAACCAGAAUGGCGAAUAGCAGAUGUAGUACUAGAAAAAUCAUCAAAUUUUGAGUUAGUAAUAUGAACUAUUAUGUAACACUCAGGCUGUGGAGAAAUUAGCCCAUAGAAGUGAGAGAGAAUCAAAUUAUAUUUUUAGAAUAUUCUAUUUUAGAAUUACUUUUUUUUCCCUUACCUCUUCUUGUCCUGAGUACAAAUGAUAGCAAAGCCGUUGGAUUGUCCCUAAUGUAGUAAAUGCUUCUGGAAUACCAGCUCUAGAAUGAGCCAGGGUAGCUAUUAAAUUCCCUAUAAGUUAAGGGAAAAAAUGCCUGUGUUAUUUAAUUGAUAUAAACUUAUAUACUGUGCUUUCAUUCACUUGCAUAUAUUAAAAAGUAUUAAAAACGCUUGAGUCACAAGACAUCUCUAUUAAUGAAGAACUGCUGAGAAAAAGCAUGCGUGUUAAAUUAGAAUAAACUUUCCCCAAAAUUAUGGUUUGGUUUUCUGUCACAAACAGUAAAAGUUAAAUAGGUUAAAUAUUUAGGUUAAAAGUUAAAUAGAUUAAAAGUUAAAUAGGUUAAAAGUUAAAUAUUUAAGAGUACAGAAUUUUAAAAAAUCAGAGGUUGGGCUUCCUAGGUGGCGCAGUGGUUAAGAAUCCGCUUGCCAAUACAGGGGACACAGGUUCGAUCCCUGCUCCAGGAAGAUCGCACAUGCCACGGAGCAACUAAGCCCGUGUGCCAAAAGAAAAAAAAAAGAAAAAAAAAAAAUCAGAGGUUUUCUUCCUCUUGGCUUCAGGAUAUAUUUUGUUUUGAGGUUUUAUGGUUUUUUUUUUUAAUGACUAUAAACAUAAUGUUUGCUGUAAGAAAAUUUAAUGUGCUUUUUGCAAUUUAGAUGGCUUUAAGAACUUAAUGGUAUUUUAAAAUCAAGGAAUGUAUUGCUUAUUGAAAGUUUAUGAUCCUUGAAAUUCUUGCCAUAAAAAAAAUGUUUUGAGAUUGAAGUAAUAAAGUGAUCUAGUAAUUAAUUAAAUGUGCAGCUACCAACUUAAAAUAGUUUCAUUCGAAUUCGUGUUUUAUUUUUAGAACUUUCAUGUGAUACUCUUACAAUAUUAUUGCUGUGUUGGAAUUAGUGUAACACAAAUUUUAUGAUAUAAAUGUAUUUUUACAUUUGUGGGUGGAUAGUGUAUUGAGGUAUUAACUGAGUUUUUGUUCUUGUAUUUUUUUCUAGCCUCCAUUAUAAGCCAGGAAGUCUUCUGUAUUUAUUGCCUCAGGAUGAGGAGGGCUUGGUUGUAUGGCCUAGAGCAAACAUUGUCUAAAGAUAACCUUUCUUUCAGGUUUAUAUUUUCAAAAGCCUGAGUUUAUAAAAGGCAUUAUGCUGGAGGACAGGACAGAGGAGUCUUUAAAGAUAGGGAGUAAGAAAUGGGGAACAAAUGGGGAAGGGCAGAGAAUCUAAGACUAAAACAGAGAUAGCAGGAGCUUUAGUGAAGAAUGGUUGAGUGGUGUACAUAGGAAAGCUGGACACUUGGCAAUAGAAAUCUCAGUCUCUGCAAAAUUCUAUGCUUUAGGAGCAUCAUCUGGAAACCAUAUCAACUUGGACUUGAGCAUAUCAUUUUUUUACAUUAUACCUGAGGCCUGAAUAUCAGGCUUUGCUUGAGAUACCCAAGACAUGCAUAUGACUCCGGAAAUGCAUAUGAUUCCAAUGGUGGAGUGCAGAGAAAGCCCACUAAUUUUUGAGAUUGUUUCUACCAGCCUGGGAAAAUUAAUAUUUGAAAGCUAGAAUAAUAUAGCACAGAAGAGUUUGAGGAGUAAAAUUUAAACCCACUACAAGUGUAAGUUUCAGAGUCAUAGAAUUACUAUGACAUUGAAUUAAGGGUGUUAUUCAGAUAAAAAUAUAUCUAGUAACUUCUUUUAAACAUGUAUUUUUCCUAGAUAGUUUUCAUCAGAAAGUUUUGGUUUGCUUGAAUUUAUCUUCCAUGCCAAGUAAGUACACUCCAUAAAAAUGUAAUUUUAUGGCAGCAAGUGGAGUUUCCUUCGCUGUGUUCAGUAAUCCAUUUCAGUUAAGAGAACAAAUACCUUAUUUAUUUUUUUGGUAGUCGUUGCUCCAUAUGGCUCUCAUUUUGAUACUAUUUUAUGUUGUAUUGAACAUGAUAGCUCAAGUGAGCUGAUGUAUUGAUUAUCUGGAGAGUUAGGUCUGCAUAGAUCAUAGUCACACAAUUAGCACUCUGUCAGAAACUCUGUUGGGCCAUUUUGCUUUGCUAUAUUGCAUAGCAACAUAGAGAACUCUUAAAUUUUAGCCAGAUAUGCACAGUUAGGCAAAAGGAAACCAGACAGAGGUUAUCAGUAUAAGUCUGCCAGUAUUAUUAUAAAUCAGUGUAUAAAUUUUGUUGUUGGUGGCUCAUAGUUGAAUUCUCAUCUUACAUUCCAGAAAAAAAGUAGGAGUUCAAAAAAGUAAUUAGGAAAUGAGAAAGGUUCUGUUUGGGGUACAGAGUCAUUGUCCCAUGUAGACUUAACUCUGGAGUUCCAUAUAGACUUACAAGAGUUCAUUCUUGAAACUGUGUGACAGAAUAUCAGGCUUAUUAUUUUCUUAUUGCACAGAUUACAAAAAAAUUUUUUUGAAAAUAGUUUUAUGUGGAUAUGAUUAGCUUCUAGUUAUUUCUUACCUGUCAAGACAAUAGUAGUAGAAUGAACUGAAUACAGACUAUCAACUAAAAUAGUAACACCUCUUGCAGUCAAAGUAAUGUGGUCCACAUCUAUAAUGACUUUAGCUAAUAUAAUAAUCUAAAAAGAAAAAAGAGGCAUAGAAUCAUUGAACAUUUUCUACGCAGCUCCUGUGAUUAACCUUUUAUUUCUGAGGGGAUGCUUCUCAGAAAAGAGGGGUAAUUUGGUAUGAUUCAAUAGAAGAGAAGCAAGUUGUGCAGGGAGGACCUAGAGUAUGUAUCCCUAUCUGAUCACUGCAGUGACCACUGUAGGCCAUAUUAUUCUUUCUACAGUGUUUGCAACUUUCGCAUCCUUGAAGUAUGGGUUCAUAGAAAAUACUAAAGGUCAUAGGAUAGAAAAAGGAGAGAAAAUAAGACCGAGAAGAAUCCAGAUAUAUAUGGUUGUCUAUAUGAUUGAAGAAUUAGGUGAUCAGCUAAAGAUUUGCAGUUAGAAAACUUGUCUUGGACACUACCAUGUUUCUCUGUCUACUUCCUUGUAAAAUAGGGGUAAUGAAAAUAAUACUGUAUGCCUAUCAACCUGAUAGGGUUGUUAUAAGCAUCAGAUGAGGUAUAAAGGCAAAAGGGCCUUGUAGCUUGUUAAAUUCUAUAUAAAUGAAGAAAUCCUCAUAGAUAGUGGAGUUUUUAUAAGGUGGAAGAGGCUUGUGUAAAAAUACUGUCCAGGGACUUCCUAGGUGGUGCAGUGGGUAAGAAUCCGCCUGCCAGUGCAGAGGACAUGGGUUCGAUCCCUGCCCCAGGAAGAUACCACAUGCCGCAGAGCAACUAAGCCCAUGCACCACAACUAUUGAGCCUGCGCUUUAGAACCCGUGAGCCACAACUAUUGAGCCCAUGUGCUGCAACUACUGAAGCCCACGCACCUAGAGCCUGUGCUCUGCAACAAGAGAGGCCACCACAAUGAGAAGCCUGCGCACCACAACGAAGAGUAGCCCCCACUCACCGCAACUAGAGAAAGCCCGUGUGCAGCAACAAAGACCCAACACAGCCAAUAAAAUAAAUAAAUAAAAAUACUGUCCAAAGACAUAUUGAUUUGAAGUUUUAACCUUCAAUUUUAUACCUGAAAUGCUGCCAUCACCUUCUCAGUUUCAACUGUUGAUUCAAGAAAAGGUUCAAAAAUUGAUAUGGUCAUUAUUCCACUUUCCAAUAUUAAGUAUUGUUGAAAGCGAUUAUUGAAGGCAAAAAGGGUUAAUGCAUAGCCUGCUCUUAAACAAAUAUCCUAGGAAUAGGAGAAACAUGCAUUAUCUUUAACUUCAUUUAUCAUGCUAAUCAGGUAAUAGGUUUUAAUUCUUGCAUGUUAACAUAUAUUUCAUUCUUAUCUCUGGGAGAAAAAUAUGACAUUAUUGGGGAAAACAGAUAAUAGAGUUACCCCAGAAUGUUACUGAACAGAUAAAAUAGAAAAUUAGGUUGUGGUACCAGGGAAAAGAGAGAAAAAAUUUUAAUUUUUAAACGGAAUGUUGGAUUACUGAUUAUGCAAAUGAAUGCCUAAAUGGUAAUAGGAAACUCCAUAAUUUCAUUAACCUUCAACUUUUUUGUUUCAACAUAUUUUUAUUUUGGGACUUCCCUGGUGGUGCAGUGGUUAAGACUCUGAGCUCCCAAUGCAGGGGGCCUGGGUUCAAUCCCUGGUCAAGGAACUAGACCCCACAUGCAUGCCACAACUAAGGAGCACAUGUGCUGCAACUAAGGAGCCUACUUGCCGCAACUAAGAUACAGCUCAACCAAAUAAAUUAAUUAAAUUUAAAAAAUAAAACUUUUAUUUUUAUUUCAACAUUUUGAAAUAAAGUUGAUAAAUCAAAACUUCUCUUGUAUAGCAUAUGUAUUGAAUUUUAUGCAUUGUGAUGAUACCUAUCAUGUCUUAAAAUAAGUACAAAUGUUACAAAGUUUAUUUGUAAAAUUCUGCGUACUAUAAUGGAGAAUAAAAGAAAAAUGA